Molecule: messenger RNA, 466 nt
Organism: Saccoglossus kowalevskii
Lineage: Eukaryota; Metazoa; Hemichordata; Enteropneusta; Harrimaniidae
Product: RNA helicase MOV-10-like
Molecular function (GO): ATP hydrolysis activity; RNA binding; 5'-3' RNA helicase activity
Source: RefSeq, a predicted model, not a curated record
UAACUCUAACACUGUGGACUUGAAUCGCUGCGAGUUAUUGAAACGAUGUAAAGUAUUCUCUCUCAGUGAUAAACGCAAAGUUACACAAGCUAUGAAUAAAGUACAACUAUUACCAGGUUGCAGUUACACCAUAGAGUUGAACUGCAAAGUCCGAUACUUUAAUCGUUACCGAACACCGAUAGCAUUUGAGUUCAAGAAUCAAGCAGAUGGUCUAACAUUCCACAUUGUGCGUUUCCUGUCUGUGACUGUUAGCAGUGACAUAACAGCCAUGAUUGUACCAGAGACGCCGUAUACUAAACCACCAAUCAUAUCAAAGUAUCAGCCAAGGGGAGCUGUCGAAGAGGGUGUACGUCCUCUAUUUUCUAAUCAAGACGGGUUAUCAGCAAAAUUACCGUUACCAGAUUAUAAAGUGCCAAAUGAGUUACGUAGUCUACUCAACAAAGGCAAAGUUAAUGAGAUAUCGUAA